UCUUGUGAUUACAUGGAAGAGAAAGAAGACAGACUCAAAACACACAGGAAAGCACCAAAGCGACAGCUAAAGAGAGAGAGGGUGGGGAAGGUUGCUGGAGGUGUGCUUGUCAUCUUUAGGGCGAGAUGAGAUCGAAAUGGGAACCCUGGGGAUGAAGCGAAUCGGGUUUCAACAUCUUGUUUCUACUUGAUUCUCCACGUUUUCUUCAUCAUUGCCUCCAUUUCGGACGCCUUUUAAUUUCCCUGAUGAAUGCUCCUUCUGAGGUUGGUUCAAUUUCGAUUUUUGAUUUCACUUCUUCUUGAUCGCAUGUUCUAGUCUUGUGGGUUUUGUUUCGCAUGUCCCAAAAUGGGGCUUGUGUGAUUAAAUCUUUUGGUGCUGGUGCGAACGAAGAAUCCGAAACGAAAGAAACCAUGAAAGUUAGCGAGGGAAUGUUGGGGAUUGCGAUUGUUUUCUGGCUCAUCAAUGUAGCCUCCAGUAUGACAGACCCUAAUGACGCCAGAAUCCUGAAUGAUUUCAGAAGAGGGAUGCAAAAUCCAGAGCUCCUGAGAUGGCCAAAUGGUGGGAAUGAUCCCUGUGGCCCUCCUUCGUGGCCUCAUGUGUUCUGCCAUAAUGGCAGAGUCACACAGAUUCAAGUAGCCAAUUUGGGACUAAAGGGAACCCUCCCGCAGAAUUUUAAUCAGCUCACGAAGCUGUACAACCUUGGUCUCCAGAGGAACCAUUUCUAUGGGAGGUUGCCAACUUUCAGUGGCUUGUCCAACCUACAAUUUGCUUACUUGGAUUACAAUAAUUUCGAUACGAUCCCCGGGGAUUUCUUCCGCGGGCUCAGCAGUGUUCGGGUUCUCGCUUUGGAUGAAAACCCGUUUAAUGCCUCCACAGGGUGGUCUAUACCUGAUGACUUGCAGGGUUCAGCUCAGUUGAUGAAUUUUUCGUGUUCGAGUUGCAAUAUAGCUGGAAGGCUACCGGACUUCUUUGGGAAAUUCGCGUCUCUCACUACAUUGAAACUUUCGGAUAACAGAUUAUCCGGAGGGAUACCUGCAAGUUUCAAGGACACCAUGUUGCAGGUUUUGUGGUUGAAUGAGCAAGAUGGUGGGAUGACUGGUCCAAUUGACGCAAUUGGCUCGAUGGUAUCCCUCACUCAGCUAUGGCUUCAUGGAAACAAAUUCACAGGGCCAAUUCCAGAUAAUAUUGGAGAUUUGACUUCUUUGAAGGAUCUCAACCUUAAUGGAAACCAAUUUGUUGGUCUAAUCCCACCCAGCAUGGCCAAUAUGAAUCUGCAGAAAUUGAAUUUGAACAACAAUAUGUUCAUGGGCCCAAUUCCCAAGUUUAGGGCUGGUACUGCAACGUUCUCGUCAAAUUCUUUUUGCCAAGCUACACCCGGGCUGCAAUGUGCCCCUCAAGUCAACGCGCUCUUAGAUUUCCUUCAUGCCCUAAAUUACCCUUCGAAUCUCGCUUCUCAAUGGACUGGCAAUGACCCAUGUAAAGGUUCGUGGUUGGGGGUUGGUUGCAAUGCUAAAGGGGAGGUUAGUGUCAUAAAUUUGCAGAAGCAGAAGCUUAGCGGAACCCUCAGUCCUUCGCUUGCAAACUUAGGCUCGCUGAUGGAUAUUCAUCUUGGAGGAAACAAUUUAAAUGGUCAAGUCCCUGCUAAAUUGACCACAUUAAAAUCCUUGCGAUUAUUGGAUAUAAGUGUAAACAACUUCCAGCCGCCAUUACCCAAAUUCUCGGCUAAUGUAAAAGUGAUUAUUGAUGGCAAUCCUCUAUUGGUCGGCAACCAGAAAAAGGGACCUUCCUCACCAAGUAACAGCCCAUCUGAUGACACAACUCCUGCACCAACUGGCAGUUCAGCCGGUACCUCGCAAUCAUCACCUGGAAGUUCUCAAUCACCAUCUUCCGAUAGCACAGGUUCUAUUGAAGAGCAAACCUUACGGAAACGCCAUAAAAGAUCUGCAGCAAUUCUUAUUGGAGCUACUGCAGCAUGUUCUGCAAUUAUGGUUCUUCUAUUCGUUCUGUUUUAUAUGUACAGAUUUAAGAAGAACAAAAAGAGGGAAGAUAAGGUAGCAGGUCUAAAAGAAAUUGUGAUCCACCCUAGAGACCCAUCUGACCCUGGUAAUGUGGUUAAGGUUGCAGUCUCUAGCAAUACCCCAAGAAUUGCAGAAUUUCGAUGCGGAAAUGGUACAGGAGUGGAAAAUGCUCAAAUGUUUGAUGAUGGGAACCUGGUCAUUUCAGUUCAGGUUCUCCGGAAAGUUACUAAUAAUUUUGCACCAGAAAAUGAGCUCGGCCGCGGUGGUUUUGGUGCUGUUUACAAGGGUGAGCUGGAAGAUGGGACCGAAAUAGCAGUUAAGAGAAUGGAAGCUGGGAUCAUUAGUAGCAAAGCAUUGGAUGAAUUUCAGUCUGAAAUUGUCGUUCUUUCUAAGGUCCGACACCGUCAUCUGGUGUCUCUUUUGGGAUACUCUGUCGAAGGGAACGAGAGGCUUCUGGUAUACGAAUAUAUGCCUCAGGGAGCUCUAAGUAGACAUCUUUUCCAUUGGAAACCCCUUAACUUGGAGCCUUUGUCUUGGACUAGGAGGCUUUCUAUUGCUUUAGAUGUUGCAAGAGGAAUGGAGUAUCUUCACACUCUCGCACAAGAAAGCUUCAUUCACCGAGAUCUCAAAUCUUCAAAUAUUCUUCUGGGUAAUGACUUCAGGGCAAAAGUUUCUGAUUUUGGGUUAGUGAAAAAUGCUCCAGAUAGAGAGAAGUCUGUCGCAACCAGGCUUGCAGGAACCUUCGGUUACCUUGCACCCGAAUAUGCUGUGACAGGGAAAGUUACAACAAAAGUAGAUGUCUUCAGCUUCGGGGUGGUGCUGAUGGAACUUCUGACCGGACUGACGGCGCUGGACGAGCAGCGGUCGGAGGAGAACCGAUACUUAGCCGAGUGGUUCUGGCAAAUAAAGGCAAACAAAGAGAGGCUAAUCUCUGCAAUCGACCCGGUUAUUAAUCUGAAACAGGAGAUCUUGGACAGCAUCUAUGUGACAGCUGAGCUGGCCGGACACUGCACAGCGAGGGAUCCAAACCACAGGCCUGACAUGGCGCACGCAGUGAACGUGCUGGCUCCACUGGUCGAGAAAUGGAAACCCUUCGAGGGGGAGACAGAGGACUAUUCGGGCGUCGAUUAUACUCUUCCUCUUCCCGAAAUGCUAAGAGGGUGGCAAGAAGCAGAAACCAAUGAUUUCAGUGGCACCAGCCUUGGGGACAGCAAAGGAAGCAUUCCCGCCAGGCCUGCCGGAUUUGCUGAGUCCUUCAACUCUACGGAUGCUCGCUGAUACUGAUACAACAUUGCUGCCCUUUCAUUUCAUAAAUUGCCUAUAUUGGCGAUUUUAUUUCUUCUUGUGCCUCAAGGAUUGAAAUGCCGAUAGAUAUAAGGAUUGGUAAAACCGUUCUUGGUUCAGCCGUGAGAGCAGUCAGAUGUUGUUGUGGUCGGGAUUAUACAUUGGGAAAGGGAAUUGUCGAUGACAAUUUUAGUGAAUUUGUCGUUGCUAGGCUCUCACCCCAUGUUGAACAAGCAGAUUUAUUUUAUCUGCAAUAUCAAACAGUUUUUAUUUUUUUGUUAAUCUGCUGAAUCAACCAAAUUGUCACUGUUCUUGAUUUCUUUCUUGUGUUGAAAUGGGAACUUGGC
This is a messenger RNA of Diospyros lotus (date-plum), 3649 nucleotides long. Its product is annotated as receptor protein kinase TMK1-like. NCBI's taxonomy places the organism in Eukaryota, Viridiplantae, Streptophyta, Magnoliopsida, Ericales, Ebenaceae. Gene Ontology annotation, biological process: protein phosphorylation. Gene Ontology annotation, molecular function: ATP binding; protein binding; protein kinase activity. The coding region runs from base 336 to 3296 and encodes 986 amino acids. The transcript is spliced from 2 exons. The record is from RefSeq and is a predicted model, not a curated record.